This is a messenger RNA of Apis laboriosa (Himalayan honeybee), 988 nucleotides long. RefSeq lists its product as uncharacterized. The coding region runs from base 89 to 988 and encodes 299 amino acids. Lineage: Eukaryota; Metazoa; Arthropoda; Insecta; Hymenoptera; Apidae. Gene Ontology annotation, cellular component: site of double-strand break. The transcript is spliced from 6 exons. The record is from RefSeq and is a predicted model, not a curated record. Gene Ontology annotation, biological process: reciprocal meiotic recombination.
UAUUGUUAUCCAUUGGAUUUUACUAUCAUCUCGAUUUGCAUUUAAAGUAGGUUGUGCAAUAGCAUAACGAAAUAAUUCGUUUAAAGAAAUGGAUUUGGACACUGCUUAUAUUGAACCUUUAAUUGAUGAUUGGCUAGAGGGACUUAAAUUAUACGUUAAACAGCAAGAAAAUCUUAUUAAAGCUAAAGACGAAUUUUACAUGCCAUUUAUAGCUAUUCCACUUCCAAUUGUUAAAGCAAUAUUUAAAAUAACAGAACAUCUUGAUUUGGGACCAAAUACUAAAUAUAUUACCAUUCAUUUAUACGAUAAAUUUAUAUGUAAUUAUUUUUGGGAAAUCUAUAGAAAUGCUGACCAAACAGAAAGUUCUUGGUCUCAAAUUUGUAAAAAGAUAUCAAGUCAAUCAAAAUUAUAUCUUAUGUCUUGUUUGCAGUUAGCAAAUAAAAUGGAUUCACAUUUUAAUACUUUAAAAAUAUCGCAAGUACUUAGUAUUUUAAGGUGUAUAGAUAAAAAAUCUAAAUAUACACACAGUAUAAUUUUUUCAUCAGAAUAUAAAGUAUUUAAAACUGUUGGAUUUAGAAUGCCAUUUUGUACACCUUUAAAUUGCAUAGAAGUUCUUUUAGCUGCAACAGGAUUGAAAGAAAAUCCAAAUAUGCAAGAACUUACUAUAAAUUUAUUGGAUUUAGUUUAUCUCCAGAGAGAGAAGUUUUAUUCUCAUUUGCAAUGCUUAAUCCAAGGACAUAUUGCAAGAACUGAACAAGAAAAAAGAAGUCUUAUGACAUUAGAAUCAAAUAUAUUACUUCUUGGAGCUUCUGUUGUUCUUUGUGGAACAUUUAUUUCAUGUGUAGAUAAUGGGACAGCAAAAGUUAUAGCUUCAAAAUUAUCAGAAUUAAUAGAUAUAAAGGUUGAUGAUAUCUGGGAUAUGGCUAAUAUACUUCUCAUAAUGNAAACGCUUCGAGAUGUAAUGGAUUUAAAAAGGAAAAUUUUCUAA